AUGAAGGGAUUCACAACUUUGAGCGUUUUGCUCGCCAGUGGCGCAGCUGCACUUCCAGGAAGCAGUGUUGCUAGAACAUCCACCGGCCCUCUGACAGCUCGAGCGGUCGAUGCAAAUGGGACCGUGAAAUACGCGGGUAUUAACAUUGCUGGCUUCGACUUUGGUUGUACAACAGAUGGCUCUCAAACCUUGAGAAACGUCAACCCCCCACUUCAAGCUCUCGGCGGCCCAGAUGGUGCCGGCCAAAUGAAUCACUUCCUAAAAGACGACCAUAUGAACAUGUUCCGUCUUCCAGUUGGUUGGCAAUAUAUCACAGGUUCCAAUUUAGGAGGGCAAUUGAAUUCUGGCAAUGCAGACAAGUAUGACCAGUUGGUACAAGCCUGUCUCAGAACUGGUGCUACAUGUGUCAUCGAUAUCCAUAAUUAUGCGCGAUGGGACGGCAAGAUCAUUGGUCAGGGUGGCCCAACGAAUGCGCAGUUUGUAAAUUUAUGGACACAGCUGGCGACCAAAUAUAAGAGCCAGGCAAAUAUCGCCUUUGGGGUAAUGAAUGAGCCCCAUGAGGUGGAUAUUGACAAGUGGGCGGAUACUGUCCAGCAAGUUGUGACGGCAAUUCGGGGAACUGGGGCAACUAGUCAAAUGAUCCUCCUCCCUGGGAACGAUUACACUUCGGCAGGGAAGUUCAUUUCUAACGGUUCCGCUGCCGCCCUAGCCAAGGUAACAAACCCAGACGGUAGCUUCACGAAUUUGAUAUUCGAUGUGCAUAAGUAUCUCGACAGCGACAACAGCGGGACGCACACCGAAUGUGUGACGGAUAACAUCGCGGAUGCCUUCCAGCCUUUGGCAGACUGGCUACGAACUAAUAACCGCCAAGCCAUAAACAGCGAAACAGGCGGUGGGAAUACAGCAUCUUGUGCAAAGUACCUUUGCCAGCAGAUUGCAUUCCUGAAUGCGAACUCUGAUGUGUAUAUUGGUUACAUCGGCUGGGCGGCCGGAGCUUUCGGUUCAACAUAUGAGCUUAAUGAAACGCCAACGGGAGGCGGGAAUAACUGGCAAGACACUUCGCUGGUAAAAGCGUGUCUGGCACGAGCUAGUGGCUAG
Venustampulla echinocandica is the source of this 1098-nucleotide messenger RNA. RefSeq names its product (Trans)glycosidase. The transcript has 5 exons. Lineage: Eukaryota; Fungi; Ascomycota; Leotiomycetes; Helotiales; Pleuroascaceae. The coding region runs from base 1 to 1098 and encodes 365 amino acids. Gene Ontology annotation, molecular function: hydrolase activity, hydrolyzing O-glycosyl compounds. The record is from RefSeq and is a predicted model, not a curated record. Gene Ontology annotation, biological process: glucan catabolic process.